This is a messenger RNA of Loxodonta africana (African savanna elephant), 938 nucleotides long. It is a transcript of the gene LRRC18, whose product is annotated as leucine rich repeat containing 18. Gene Ontology annotation, molecular function: protein binding. The record is from RefSeq and is a predicted model, not a curated record. NCBI's taxonomy places the organism in Eukaryota, Metazoa, Chordata, Mammalia, Proboscidea, Elephantidae. The transcript has a single exon. The coding region runs from base 171 to 938 and encodes 255 amino acids.
AGAGCAAAGCUUUAUGAUUUGGGGGGAUUCGGAUGCACUUACAUCAUCUCCUAACAAGAUUUUUUUUUCUGUUUUUAUCAGAGUUUAUCUUUUAGCAGUUUCACGUGACUUCUUCAAACUGAUUACCAACCAAGCAGACAACAUACAUUAAACACACCCUCUUACUAAACAUGGCCAAGGGAGGCAAAGGCCCCAAGGGCAAGAAGAUCACACUAAAUGUGGCCAAGAAUUGCAUCAAAAUCACAUUUGAUGGAAGAAAACGCCUUGACUUGAGCAAGAUGGGAAUUACUACCUUUCCCAAGUGUAUUCUGCGACUCAAUGAUGUGGACGAGCUUGACCUUAGCCGAAAUAUGAUCAAGAAGAUCCCGGACUCUAUCUCCAAGUUCCAGAACCUGCGCUGGCUGGACCUGCACAGCAACUACAUCGACAGGCUCCCUGAGUCCAUCGGCCAGAUGGGCACCCUGCUGUACCUCAACGUCUGUAACAACAAGCUGACCACCAACGGCUUGCCCGUGGAGCUCAACCAGCUCAAAAACAUCCGCACUCUGAAUCUGGGCUUGAACCACCUGGACAGUGUGCCCACCACGCUGGGUGCUCUGAAGGAGCUCCAUGAGGUGGGGCUCUUCGACAACCUGCUCAACAGCAUCCCCAAUAGCAUCGGCAAGCUCCCCAAGCUGAAAAAGCUCAACACAAAGCGAAACCCCUUUCCCAAGGAAGGGGAGUCUCAGCUUUUCCUAGAUUCCAUCAAAAGGCUGGAGAGCUUAUAUCUGGUGGAGGAGAAGGAUCUGUGUGGGCCUUGCCUGAGGAAAUGUCAACAAGCCCGCGACAAGCUGAAUAGAAUCAAGAGCAUGGCCGCAGCGCCACCAAGAAAACCCAUCUUUUCCAAUUUUGUUUCACCCAACUCCAUGGCCAAGGAGUCUCAGGAAGACUGGAGGUGA